Messenger RNA from Fonsecaea nubica, 549 nucleotides. RefSeq lists its product as hypothetical. Gene Ontology annotation, biological process: steroid metabolic process. Gene Ontology annotation, cellular component: membrane; cytoplasm. Bases 1 to 549 code for a protein of 182 amino acids. The record is from RefSeq and is a predicted model, not a curated record. Lineage: Eukaryota; Fungi; Ascomycota; Eurotiomycetes; Chaetothyriales; Herpotrichiellaceae. The transcript has a single exon. Gene Ontology annotation, molecular function: Delta24(24-1) sterol reductase activity.
AUGAUGUACCGAAUUCUGCACGCGGGCCACAUGUACUUCAGCUUCAUGAUCCAGGACCUUUCGUUACCUUAUGACACGGUUGAAGAGUUUAUUGAUGACACCUCCAAAAGUCCGGGGGUCUGGCCACUUUGGCUCUGUCCCUUACGAGCCACCGACCCACCAACAUUCCAUCCCAGUCAUGUCGCAGACGGAAAGCCUCAGCCAAUGCUGAAUAUUGGUCUUUGGGGACCGGCAUCAAUGGACGCUGAAGCUUUUGUGCAGCAAAAUCGGCAGCUGGAGCGGCGUCUAACUGAGCUGGGCGGCCGCAAAGUCCUAUAUUCACACACGUACUACCCAGAGGAGGAUUUCUGGGCACUGUAUGAUCGCAAAUGGUACGACGAGCUGAGGAGAAAGUAUUCGGCUACAAACUUGCCAACCGUCUGGGAGAAAGUCAAAGUGGACGAACCGCACCUGAUGCGAAAUCAAUCAUGGCUUCAACGCCUUGCCUGUCAAUGGCCAUUUGCAGAAUUAUCGGAAUUCGGCAUGCCAUUCAGAGCCAAGAUUAUUUAA